AUGCCUCAGCGCUGUUCUGUGCCGUUUUGUUGUAAUUAUGGUGGACACCAGUUUCCAAAAAAUAAACAACGUCGGUUGCAGUGGAGAAUUGCCAUAAAACGGCUUGACCCGCGAACUAAAAAACUCUGGGAGCCUAAUGACAGAGACGUUGUCUGCGACCUGCAUUUUGUUGCAAGCGAUUACAAGGACACGUCAGCUGAUCACCUCCAUCUAAAAGAUGAUGCAGUGCCAUCUAUUCUUAUUCCUGAUCAUGACCCUCCAACUCCAAGCUCAAGGCAACAAAGAAUGUCUCGGAGGAAGCAAGAACUUGAUGAGCCAGUCCUUCAAGCUAUCGGUGUACAGCAGGAAGUUGUCAUAGAGCAGAGAGAAAACGAGGAAGCACCAUCACCACAAGCAACGCCAGAGGAAGCUUCUUUAGUUAAGAAUCCUUUUUCAAAAAAAUGCUCCAUUGAGAAUUUUAAGGACAAUCCAGAUGCAAUUUCAUACUAUACAGGUUUCAGUGAUUAUGACCAGUUCAUGACACUGUUUUAUUGUCUUGGUCCAUGUGUAGAUGAGCUCGAUUACAAAUGUUCUGUACUUGAACCUAAGGACCAGCUUUUUCUUACUUUAAUGAAGUUAAGGCAGGCCAAAGAAGACUUUGAAUUGUCUCUGUUUUUUCAAGUUUCCACUUCCACUGUUUUAAGAAUUGUCAUUACUUGGAUAAAUUUUUUGUAUUUUCAAUUGAAAGAACUAAAUUUCUGGCCUUCUGAAGAUAUUGUUCAAGAUUUUAUGCCCACCAAUUUUGAUGAAAAAUUUCCCAGUACGAGAGUAAUAUUAGAUGCUACAGAAAUCCCCAUACAAAAACCAUCUGAUGUAAAUUCUCAGUCUAUUACCUGGUCUAAUUACAAACACAGAAACACAAUCAAAGCAAUGAUUGGUGUUACACCAAGGGGUGCAGUAUCUUAUGUUUCAGAUGCGUAUGGAGGAUCUGCAAGUGAUAGAAUGAUCAUUGAAAGAUCUGAGUUGUUAAACAAGGGUAUGUUUAAAAAAGGUGACAGCAUUAUGGCUGAUAGGGGGAUUAUGGUUCAAGAUCUUUUUGCAAAUAAUGACGUUCAAGUAAACACCCCAACGUUUCUAAAAGGAAAGUCUCAGCUUGAUGCCCACGAGGUCGUUCAUGAUCGGCGUGUGGCAUCCAAGCGCAUACAUGUAGAGAGGGUGAUAGGUCUUGCCAAAAGGUACAAAAUUCUAAAAGGUGAACUCUGUCACAGCAAGCUGCAGCUUGGUUCACGUAUUAUAUUUAUAUGCUUUGUUUUAAGCAACUUCAGAAAGUGUAUUGUUGACAAAUUUGCAUAA
Messenger RNA from Saccostrea cuccullata (small rock oyster), 1332 nucleotides. RefSeq lists its product as uncharacterized. The transcript has 2 exons. The coding region runs from base 1 to 1332 and encodes 443 amino acids. NCBI's taxonomy places the organism in Eukaryota, Metazoa, Mollusca, Bivalvia, Ostreida, Ostreidae. The record is from RefSeq and is a predicted model, not a curated record.